This is a messenger RNA of Entelurus aequoreus (snake pipefish), 1452 nucleotides long. RefSeq names its product apolipoprotein L (gene apol). Gene Ontology annotation, biological process: lipoprotein metabolic process; lipid transport. The record is from RefSeq and is a predicted model, not a curated record. Gene Ontology annotation, cellular component: extracellular region; membrane. Lineage: Eukaryota; Metazoa; Chordata; Actinopteri; Syngnathiformes; Syngnathidae. Gene Ontology annotation, molecular function: lipid binding.
GAGGCGGGACAAUGAGUUAAACACCAUGAUGGACAUCAGCAAGAGAGUGGAGCUGAAGCUGAGCAAGGAUGUGAUGGCGUACGCCAAGAGCAAGAUGGCUUCGGAGAGCAGGCGAGCCGCGCUGGAGGACGAGCUGGCGGCGGUGCUGACGGACGUCCUGCUCGGCCUGGAAGUCUUUGUGGAGGCGGUGGAGAGGCUGACGGUCACCACGCCGCACGUCUUCAAGGACGAGGUGUUCAAAAUGCCCGACGGCGUCAGCUGCGGUGACGUGGAGCUCGCCAUUGGCACAGCGCGUCGGGCCUGCCCGCUCGCCAUUGCGUUUAAGAGAGACGCAAAAGUCUUCUUCCUGCCUGCGCUGGACAAGGUGCAGGUGCUGACCUACGUGUUGGACAAAUACGUCCAGACUGCACUCAGCAUGUGUCUCCUAUUGAACAAAAGCAACUUCUGCCUCAACAUGGCCAUGAAGACGACAUUGGACCCAGGAGUGGAGCUCCUUGUGGACGUGUCUGCAGACCAGAGGACGCUUCACCACAUCACCCACUCUGACCACCUCAGGAAGGACGCCAACUUCCGGCUGGUCUUCAUGCUGCAGGACAAGGCCAGUCGCCGCUUCAUCAUGGAGUUCAGCCAACGUCGUCCCAGGAUGCUUCAGCUUCUGAACCAACUGGACCACAGCGCCCUGGAGUUGGUCAGGAUGAACAAAGCCCAAAAAAUCUCCAGCGCUGUGGGGAGCUCGUUGGGCGUGUCCAUCACCAGUCUUGCCAAGAUCCCCUUUUCUGCCGGGACAUCUCUGACUAUGAGCAUGGCCGCGCUGGGCCUCGGACUCUUCGCUUGGGUCAACUGUGCCGUGGUCUCGGCCGCAGGUUUCAAAGUCAACCAGAGACACAAUAAGAAAGCCAAUGAGGCAUUUGAGAGCUUCAUGCAGGAAGUAAAGUGUCUGGAAGACGCACCUGUCAGCGAGGUUCUUUGUGAGACAGACGCCGCCAUUCCUUCUCGGCUGCUCAACAACCACCAAGUGAUCACGAGGGUCGGCAAAGUGGUGGUUCAGGGUGGAAAAGCUUUCCGAAAUGUCCACAAGAUGGUGGCGGACGUCAACAAAGUAAGUCAGGCGACCACUAGAGGGUUCCUGCUUGCGUCACGCACGGCCAAGGCCAGCCUCAUCCCGCUUAACGGGGUCUUCAUCAGCAUCGACGUCUUCAUCAUCUGCAUGGACAGCAUCGCUCUGGUCCAAGGAUGCCACACCAAAGUGUCCCAUUUCAUCCGAGCAAGAAGCGCCCUGUGGCGCCACAAGAUGGACGCCUGGCAGAGGAUGUCAGACUCGUUGGUCCAAGGCUUGGCGACCCUGGAGGACCAGGCCUUCAUAGAGGCGAAGUUUUACCACCAUGAAGAAGAAGACAGGCAACAUUGUGUCAUUUAGUAGAAAACAUGCUAAACACAGGGAGAACUUGUCCU